GUAGUGCUCCCGGGGCACUCGAAGCCGCUCCACAGACUUCGCCGCCCCGGCAGGUGUCCGUAUCCGUCUGUCCCCAUCCCGCUGCCGGGCGCUAUGUCGCCGACGGCCCCGUGAGGCAGCGGUGCGCGUUCAUUGGCUGAUCCGGCCGUCCCCUCGGCGCUGAUUGGCGCGGUGUCUCGUCAGUCCGACGCUCCGCCAGUGCAGCGCUGAAGGCGCGGCGGUCGGAGAGCGUGCUGAGAAGGGUAGUGUUGUCGGGCACUGGGGGCUGUUCGCCAUGGCUGGCGUGGAUCUGUUCUCGCAUCCCGCGCUGUAUACACGUUACCGGGCAGGGCUCUGCUCCGCCGCUGCCCUGGCGCUGUUGCUCAUCACGGCCCUCACCUACGUGCCGCCGCUGCUGCUGGCAUACCGGAGCCACGGUUUCUGGCUGAAGCAGAGCGCGUACCUGGAGCAGCCCACUGUUCGUUUCCGGUACGAGGUUCUCUUCGUCGCCACCAUCGGGUCUGGCCCGGGCAGCUUCUUGGCGUGGAGCACAUUCCCAGCGUUCAACAGACUCCAGGAGGACCGGCUCCGAGUCCCGCUCCUGUCGACUCGAGAAGAAGACAAAAAUCAAGAUGGCAAAAUGGAUCAGUUGCAUUUUAAAUUGGAACUUCCACUACAACCAACAGAGCAUGUAGUUGGUGUUCAGCUGAUUCUACUCUUUUCCUACCAGCUUUACAGAAUGUCAACUUUUGUGAUGCAGAGCAUGGCUUUUCUUCAGUUUUUUUCUCCUGUGCCAGGGUCUCAGCUCUAUGUGAAUGGAGACUUGAAAUUAAACCAGAGGCAAUUACUUAACCAUUGUGGACUGGAUACCAGAUACAAUGUAUCUGUGGUCAAUGGCACAAGUCCCUUUGCAAGUGACUAUGAUCUAGUAAACAUCAUUGCAGCAUAUUGGGAUAGAAAUGUGACAACAGUCUUUUCAGAUCCCAGCCCUGUUUGGAUGACUGGAAGAGCAACAGAUACGCCAUUUAUCAUUAAUGCCACCAUUCAUUACCCAGUGGAAGUUAUCUUAUAUCAGCCAGGAUUUUGGGAAAUUAUUAAAUUUGCCUGGAUCCAGUAUGUCAGCAUCCUCCUUAUCUUUCUUUGGGCAUUUCGUAGGAUUAAGAUGUUUUUAUUCCAGAAUCAGGUGUUGACUACAAUUCCAGUAUCACCAGUUCUUCCUGUAUCUCCAGUACUAGCCUACAAACAGCACCAGUCCUGAAGACAUGCCUAAGAACACUUCAUAGAAGUGCCAUUCAGAAACAGUUACCUGAUUUUAUUCUCUGUAUACUUCUUACAUCAGAAUUUUGUAAGCAUGUUCCAGCUGUGCUCUGUGCUUCCUUUUUAAAAGACAUGUUCAUUCAUCUAAUUUCUUCAGGAACACUGCUUUGGAGCUGGAAAUUUUUAUAUUUUUGACAGUUAAAGAAGAGCCUAGUUAUUUUUCUGCAACUGGAACAUGCCUCAAAAACCAUCUUGAAAACUGAAAAUAAUGUGCUAAAAGUAACAACAUUAACUGUUUUUACUUCUUGUAAAUCAAUUCACUGCAGUCUUAGAGUUGUCAGGAGUUAUUUGUGUGUGCAUUUAUGUGCACUAUGAAAUGAAAAAAUGCAUGGAUAAGUUGAGGUCAGAGAUGCACUUCUGUAACUGCGGCUAUACACACUCAGCAAUUUAAUUAUUAAAUUGGAUGAUGAAUAAAUUAAAGGUUGAAAUAAGAAACCAGGUUUUGGGUGACAGUGUGUGCAAAAUUUGCACAACCAUUUACAAUAGGCAUUAUUACUGUAGCACCAGACCAUUAAUUGUGAAUAGUAAAACAGAGAAUCCUUGUGUCUAUUGAAAGAAAACUAGCAAAAUACUCUACCAGGGAUGCUUCAGAGUUUCAAAGUAAGUGAAUAAUUGUCUUCAGAACUUUAAUAGUUUAGAACAGAUAAAAGUUAUAAUCACCUGGUAAAUAUUGAAAGACUGUGUCCCUUGUUCUUGAUGGUGGUGGUCAUGGGGAAGAUUAUUUUAUCUUCUUUUUCUGGGCUAACUUUGUUAUGCCAGACAAGCUUACAAGAGAAGACAACAUAAUUUCCAUUAUGUUUUCAGUUUUGCAUUAAAGAAUUAAUUCUAGCAAAACAGUGUUAUGGCAGGACAGAACUUAAAACAAUUCUAGAUGCUAGAAUUCUGCAAAAAAUUCCAAGUGUCUUUGGUUCUCUUGAACUCUUAAGACAUGGUGCAGCUAUGAAAUAUGAAAAGAGCAGCUUAGCAGUAUGCCACCUUUUUGGCCAUUGUCCUCUAGAAUUCAGCAUCCUGGCAGCUGGGAGAGCUAUCUUUUCCAAAAGUCUCCAGAUUGGUCUUGGAUCUUUGAAGUCUUUCUGUGGCAGCGUAGAGUUACUGAUAACUGGCUUCAUGUCACCAUCUCCAGAGUCAAAGCAACUGUCUACUGCUUUUUAGUGCUUCUAGCCACUGCACCGCAAGAAUGAAGGGGGUUGUGACCUUGUUUCUCCCAUAUCUCAAGCUAAUAUACAUCUGGUGUGCUCUCCUUUGCAGCAGUAAUGGUGCUUGUGUGACUGCGUGAGCUAAUUCAGGGAGUUCAUUAUGGUGAAGAUGAUCUUUACCAAAUAUAUAAUCACUUUUUCAGAUAAGUCAGUUCCCUGACUGAACUUGGUAUGUGUC
Messenger RNA from Hirundo rustica (Barn swallow), 2670 nucleotides. RefSeq names its product transmembrane protein 231 (gene TMEM231). Lineage: Eukaryota; Metazoa; Chordata; Aves; Passeriformes; Hirundinidae. Bases 275 to 1237 code for a protein of 320 amino acids. Gene Ontology annotation, biological process: cilium assembly; regulation of protein localization. The transcript has 7 exons. The record is from RefSeq and is a predicted model, not a curated record. Gene Ontology annotation, cellular component: ciliary transition zone; ciliary membrane.